Molecule: messenger RNA, 4683 nt
Organism: Centrocercus urophasianus (Greater sage-grouse)
Lineage: Eukaryota; Metazoa; Chordata; Aves; Galliformes; Phasianidae
Gene: SH3BP2
Product: SH3 domain binding protein 2
Exons: 13
Coding region: 831-2567 (578 amino acids)
Biological process (GO): signal transduction
Molecular function (GO): SH3 domain binding
Source: RefSeq, a predicted model, not a curated record
UAUGUGAGUUGCUUUUGCACUUUCUGGCACAGUGUGUGUUGGCUGAUUCCAGACCAGUGAAUGAUCUGAAUUCUUUUAAGAGCUCCAAAUGAAAAUAGUAAUGUGUAGAACAAUGGCAUUUCUCUUUUACCAUCAGCUGGUGAUGCUUGUAGCAUCGUAGUGUCCUGUAGCAUCGUUGCCCUUGUGUUCUAAACCCAUGGAUAAGAAUUCCAUUUUCUUAUGGUUUGUGUAGUGACAAAUGUACAGACAGGGCUUGCUCUGAAGCAUAUAUAUGCUGCACAGUCUUUGAGAACAACCAUUUCGAAGUUAGUGGGUUGAAGACGGAUGGACAAACUCCAGCCAUAGGGGAGAAAAGGGAGGUGAAGGACUUAGCGUAGUUCUGUGGUGCGAGGCAAGGACCCGAAGCAGAGCAGCAUUUGUGAGCCAUGCCUCUGCUGGUGCUGCCUGAAUGCACUGUAAGGGAGAAGGGCUACCUUCUUUUUCUCCCACGGGAAAGCAGCUGGUGGGAAGGUGAAGCAAGCAAGCGCUGGAAAAUCCCCCGCUGCGUGCCUCGCAGUCUCACAGAGGCUUGAGGUAACACACGGCUUGGUUUACAGCCUCUGUGGGAUAUUGGGAAAUCUGACAAAGACAGUGCUGCCCACUGACUCUGGGGGGAAACAGGAAGUAACAAAGGAAACAAGUCAUUGCCUAGGCGUCCCUUUUGGCCACGCUGCAGAGCAGAUGUACAAGCAGUCGGGGCACAGCUCCUCCUUUGUGUGCGCAGUAGUUAUCGCCACCGCUCCCAGCCUUUUUAUACACAAAAAGAAGGGAAGCACAGCGAUGUUCCUGCCAUGCCUGAGAGGGGCUAUCAGCUGCUAAUGGCUUUGUCCUCGCAAAGGAAACUAUCUUACAGUGAAAGCGUCAGCAGGAAAACUAUGUGUCGAUCAGGCGCAAUGACAAGGAAGAUGGCCUCAGAGGAACAGGUCUGGCCGGUCCCAAUGAAGGCAAUUGGAGCACAAAACCUUUUGACGAUGCCUGGAGGAGUGACCAAAUCCGGCUAUCUUCAUAAAAAGGGAGGCACUCAGUUGCAGAUCUUGAAGUGGCCACUGAGAUUUGUGAUUAUCCAUGAGGGAUGCAUUUACUACUUUAAGACCAGCACGUCAGCAUCUCCACAGGGUGCAUUUUCUUUGAAUGGUUACAACAGGGUUAUGCGGGCGGCUGAAGAGACGACAUCAAGCAAUGUGUUUCCUUUCAAGUUAGUUCACAUUAGCAAGAAGCACAGGACGUGGUUUUUUUCUGCUUCUUCUGAAGAUGAAAGAAAGAAUUGGAUGCUAUCCCUGAGGAGGGAAAUCGAUCACUACCAUGAUAAGAAAGAAACAGUAACAGAAUUCAGUGACUCUGGUUCUGAUGCAGACAGUUUCUAUGGCUCAGUUGAACGUCCCAUUGAUAUCAAGUAUUCUCAUCAUUCAGCAGAUAAUGAAGAUUAUGACCAGGAGGAAGACGAUGAGUCCUACUUGCAGCCAGAUACUUCUGACAUAGUGAAAGAUGAUAUCAUGGUCCUGCCCCCAGCCUACCCACCUCCACCGGUCCCUCAUGUCAGAAAAGUUGCCUACUCGGAGUCAAGGUCACAUUCCUUUAGUGGAAAAACUGCUGGGUCAGCAGCACCACCACCACCUCCAAAAAGGAGCUUACCUGAGAUCAAGACAGAGGACUUCUUCAGUGUGAGAGAGCCCCAGUUACCGUGCCGAGCUGAACCUAACCUAAAGAUUCAGUCCUCCAGCCGGAGACCAAGUGAGCAGCUGCCUCCUGUGCCCCCUUUACCUCUUUUCAAAAAGCCUUUUAGUGUCAAAGAACCUUCCUCACUGCCUCCAGAACCUCUGCCUCUGUCUCACGUUCUCAAUACUCCAGAAGGAUGCGAGAAACUAAAAACCUUAAACCUUUCACCGCGAACUCCUCCUCCACUGCCAAGCAACAAACCCAAGUUGUCCCAGAUAACAGAAAAACCAAUAGAAACCAAAGUGCCAAGAGAACAUGGCAAACCGGGACUGUUUGUGCCACCAGUGCUCCCGAAGCCACCCGUGCCAGGUCACCAGCAUCCUGUACUUAAACCUAGACCAGAGAAGCCUUCAUGUCCCCAAUUACAGAGAUCACCACCAGAUGGGCAGAGUUUUAGAAGCUUCUCAUUUGAAAAACCAGCACUGCCCUCCAAGCCAAGUCAAGCGAAUGAUGAUUCUGAUGAUGACUAUGAAAAAGUUGAGCUGCCUACUUCAAUAUUUGUUAAUACCUCUGAAUCCUUAGAAGUUGAAAGGAUAUUUAAAGCUAGUAGCCCAAAGGGACAGCCACAAAAUGGAUUAUACUGUAUUAGGAACUCAUCUACUAAGGCUGGAAAGGUAUUAGUUGUAUGGGAUCAAUCUGCUGAAAAAGUGAGAAACUACAGAAUAUUUGAGAAGGACUGUAAAUUCUACCUGGAUGCAGACAUCAUGUUUCUGAACAUGGGGAGUUUGGUUGAAUACUAUAGCACUCAUGUCCUACCUAGUCACGGCAGCCUGAUUCUUCGGUGUCCUUAUGGUUACUCUAAACCAAGCUGACAGGGCCGGCAUAAUUCACUGACACUGAGGAAAAAUGGGUUCUCUGCUGUCUUGGAAUUAAACGUGGACUUCUGCCACUGCUGGAUUUCCCGUUGCUUGCACACAAAACCUGAGUUUAUUUCAACCAUUUGUUUUCAUGUGAGCCAUAUCUCCACUUAAUGAACUCUUGGUAAAGUUUUGUAAUGCAGAUCAGUGGAUUUUGUGCCUUUCUCUCAGAAAGAUCUGAACAGACUGUUCUGUGAAGGCCAUCUGCGACACCUGCACCUUUUUUUGAAACUGCUGCUAUUACUGAUCUCCUUGGAAUGUGGAGAACAAUGUCCACAUGAACAAAGAAGUGUUGUGAAUACAACCAAAGCACAAGAGGGAAACUUCUGAAAAUACAUGAGAAUUCAUUUGUGGCAGGGAAUACUAAUAUUCUGACUUGAAGGUUUUUACUCCUUAAGUCAGGGCUGGUGCUGAACUUGUAUUACUUGUGUAGCUGAUGUGCAAAUAAUGAAGUCUUUUGUGCAAAUAAUUUGGUUUACUACAUGUAAAGAUGAUUGGGAAAUGCAACAUUUUCUAAGCCAAUUGACACAUAAAUGUGAUUUGUGAUUAAAAUGUCCACAGUAAUCAAUACUGGGGUACUGUCCAACAGAUAGGCAGUUAUGGCAUCAUAUGUAUUACUUAAGAACACUUCAAGUAGGUUAGGGUAAUGCUGAUUUGGUUUUAAUGGGAGUCCCAUUCCUUAUUUCCAAACCAGAAGGUUUUUUAAAACACAAGAAAAAGCUACAAUUAUUGUGAUGUUACAAUUAGUCUAUAAGAUGUUGUGGUCAAUUUGUGAGGAUCAGGUUGUCAGCCAAGUGCAUUCUCUUCUGUUUGGGUGCAAAGCACCCUGUUCUAGUCUACUUUUUGUAGAACUCUACUAAUUUUUUCAUUAUUAAAAUCUCUAUUAGAUCAAAGCAAAUGCAAUGCAAACGAGAUAAAAUUAGUUUUUAAUGUACCAUCAGCACUAUCAAUUAUAGGUGUUUGCAGGGUGCUUAUGUUUGUUCCCUAAUAUCAUGGGGAUAAAUAUCCUAAACACAAGGGCUUGGUGGUUCUGAAAUUGCCCUACUCCUGAAUUUUUGUAAAGAGAAAGCUAUUUUACUGACCUGCUAUAAUAACUUGGUUAAUGCAAAAGUACUGUCAAAUUAUUAUCUUUAAUAACGUUAAUGAGACUUAAUAAAAAAAAGAAUAAUUUGCUGUAAUUCUUGAAACAGGAGAAGCUAUCUGGUUGCUGUCAGUUUGAAUCCAUAAGUUUCCAAUCCAUAAGUUGAAUCCAUAAGAACAUAAAAGUUCCACUUUUCUGCUACCUUUACAGGGGCUAUACUUGCCAGGUUUAAUCUUAUUGUUAUUAAAUGGUCACAGCUUUAAGAACAUUAAAAUGUUACAGAAUAAGAAUUUUGUUUUAUGAAAACAGUAAAAUAGGAUUUAAUCCCUAAGGGAUUUUUCUUAAUAAGCUGUAAUAAUAGGACCUCACAUAGAGCCAGCAAUUCUUACCUUAAUUCCUUCAUUUUGUUUGAGACAGAUAUGCACAAUAUCAAUAUCUGCUUUCUGUUCCCACUGUAAUAAACAUUUUUGUGAGUGUAAAUUAAAGAAUGUGCAGUACUUAAAUUUCAGACUCUGUUGAAUAUCAGAUUUGUAAUUCCUUUUAUUUUAGGUAAGUAUGUCUGUGGUUCACUGAUCUGAUGUGAUCCACUCCACAAAGAAAGCUCAGCCAACAAUGCACUCAUAAAGAUGUUGGCUUUUUAGAUGUGUGUAUCUGUAUUUUAGGCAAGCUCUAUUUUUAUUUUUUUUUACAGUAUUUAUACAUACUGUUUACAGAGUAAAUUCUUCUCUCUCUAGGAAUAACUGACUCACUCCAUCAUGACAGUCAUGCUUACAAAUGUGCUAUGGGGCCAAAUUCAGGUAUUAAUUUUUUUAUUUUUGUUUGCAAAUAUACUCUCAAGACUUUUGAACUGUAAAAAUACCUGUGUAAUCCAGUACAUAUAAACCAUAACACUGUCUUUACCUGUAUAAGACACGCAAAUAUGUAAAUGUUAGUUUUCUUUUUGGACAAAUGUAUAUAUUUCUGCAGUGGAUAAACUUCCAAUGCCAACUC